CCUGAUUUUACAACAAGUCUUACAAGGCAGAACAAAAAGAGCAGGGAGGUCAUAAAGUCUGCUUUCUUCUCUGAAACUGUAGUCCACUGCUAGUCGCUGCCUUGUUGAUUUUUAACCAAGCACCUGAACACAGUGGGAGCGUGUGAGGAUGAAACCCACACAGUAAUGCUGCAGCCUUUUCAGUGUCUUUAUUUUUUUAAGACAUUGUUGAAUUUGGAUUCGCAAUGGAGGAUGGACCUAAAAUUUGUAGCAGAACCAUCCAAAAUAAAGGGGUGUUUGUUUUUUUGUUUAGAAAGCUGUGAGCUGUCUUUUGUUCUUUUUCCAGUUUCUAUUCAUCUCAGUGACUGGGCAUGGACAGAGAAAACCUGUGGGGGUCCUGAAGUGUCUGGUAGCAGGACGUUAAGGGAUUCCCUUGUGGGUAUGUGGAAAGGGAUUGCUUCCCCCAGAUUUGAGUUGCGCUAAACAAGCUGGGGAUGGGAGGAUGGGAUGGUGUUAGAAAGGGUUGUUCCUGUGAGAGGGAUCUGCAACUCUACUCAUUGAUGAACUACUUUUAUUUUGCAAUGUGCACCUUUAAAAGCCUGAAGAUGACUUUGCUGUCAACUUAUCAACUGUUUAUUUCCGGCAAUGCCCCAAUCAUUCCUCUAAACAGCAUCACAUAGGACAAUCAGACGUUUUUAUUUUUAAUUAAGCACAUGAACAGUGUUUUUAUUUCCUACUUCUAUUUUUACCUGAACGGAGUGGAAACCAGCCAUGCCCAACCAUUCGGGCAUGCUGUCUCUUUUUUCCCCUCCCUGCCUCCACUCAUGAGGCUGAGUAACCUCAGCAGCCAAUCACAGGCAGCUGGAGGAGAAAAAAAACAAGAAAAACGGAGGCUGCACACAGCUUAAAAACCACUCAUAGGUGACACGUUUGCAGAGAGCACACUCAGGCACAGAAACAGCUUCAACAUCAGUGUUUUUACUCAUUAGUCUUUAAAAAAAAAGACCCAUUUGUUUUUGUUUUUAUCUAAUCUGAACUCUUGAUCUGCAGGGAAGCUCAGGUUUUUAGUCAGAAAUUUCAGUUUGCUCUGCACUUUGCACCUAUUUGCCAAAAUGGGCCUUUUUAUUGCUUCCCUGCUGUUUCUGUCAGUUGCUUCCAUUUCCAACGCCCAGUUUCUGGCGCCUUUCAACAUGGGAGGGGUCAGAGGGCAGGUUCAGUUUAACUCCACCUCCAAGAUGGCCACUGUAAACAUAUCUGGAGUUGGAUCCUGUGAUAAACUUAACUUCUCCCUCAGCGUGUUCCCGCUCAUGUAUGGACACUUUGCUCAGCCGUGUUCUGACGUAAACAUUGGCUCCCCCUUCUAUGCCUUUAUGGCUAAUCUUACCUCACCGUCCAGCAUCAAUGUGUCAAACCUCUUUGAGCAAAGAUUAAACCUAGAUGACCUCUCACUGUCUUUCCAGAAAUGUGAUGGUGUUAAAGUAUGUGCAGUUGUGAGUCAAGGUCAAACCCUCUUGACUCGUCAGGCCAGGUUUACGGAGUCUGUCGUAGGUAAUGUCUACAUACGUUCUAACGUAAACAACACCAACCCCAGGCUUCUUGCUGACUUAGCGACAGUUGGUCAGGUGAGCCUCCAACAAACCAAUAUCUCGAUCUUUGGAACCACAAGUGAUAUGGUGAACUGUAGUGCACUUCUUGGAAACUUGGCGUCUUCCUCAUUGAUAAACCUGGGGGUCGUAAAUGCUGGAACCCUUUUGCCUCCCCAGAAAUCACGUAUCGACCUCACCACCACCACCAGAUUUAGUUUCCUUCUCCUGAACAUUGGGUCAGGUUAUAAGUGUGCUCAGUUAUAUGAUGUGCCUGCGAAGGAAGUGAGAGCUGUUAUGAAUAUGCAAGGAGUCAAAGGAUCCUUCAUCUUUAGACAGGCCUCUCCAUUUGACCUAACACAGAUCAAUGUGAAUCUGACAAACUUACAGGGCCAAGUCGGCCCUUACCAUGUCCAUUUGUUUCCUGUUCCUUCAGUCAGGUCAGACCUCUGCUCAAAUGAUAAUGUUGGCGGUCACUGGAAUCCAUUUGCAAUCAACACAACUAGCCCACUAUACCCUAAUGGGUCUGGGUCAACCCACGACAAGUAUGAGAUGGGUGAUCUCAGCAGCAAGCACAUGUCUCUAGCAGGAAAAAAUUCAACUGAUGACAUGUUCAUUGACUUCAACCUCCCUCUGUUUGGAGCAAAUAGCAUUGUUGGUCGUUCAGUCGUGAUUCACAAGAUAGGUGGUGCAAGAUUUAUUUGUGCCAGCAUUGGUUAUCCUGGAGAGGUGAAUGUAGGCAGGGCCACAUUUCAGGACCUUGUGGUGGGUAACGUCUGGUUUACCCAGCUGGUUAACCACCCUCUAUCUGACGUUUCCAUCUUCAUGGAUCUGUCUUAUGGAGUUCCCUCAACAACGCCAACCCAAAACCACAACUGGCAUGUUCACGUUUUUCCCAUUAGCUCAGAGACGGACGGUGAUGCGGGGCGUUGCGGCACAACAGGAGGUCACUGGAACCCGUUUAGCAUCAACACAACUGAUGGCACCUACGCCAGCUAUUGUAAUUCUUCCUGUCCCUUAUGCUGUGAGGCUGGAGACCUCGCCAACAAACAAGGCACCAUUAAUCUUGAUACCAAUGUAGGAGCAGUGGAUGCAAAACAUUUUUUCACAGAUGUUGCUUCCUGGUUGAGCAUAUCAGGCAUUAUUGGUCGUUCUAUGGUCAUCCAUGAGGCAAACAGGGGAAGCUCGAGAAUUGCUUGUGCCAAUAUUACAUUGGUACGUGUUCCCGCUGCUGGUUUAAGUUCUUGGUUUGGUCCAGGAGCGUCCAGUGGUCAGGUGCGAUUCUCUCAAGCUGUUCCUCAAGGCCCUACAACUAUCAAUGUAUCUUUAGCAAAUCUGACUUCCAUGGCUGGAGGCUACCAUGUCCACAUUUUGCCCUUGAGGGCUGGCAGUGUAGACCCCUGCUCAAAUGCUAACAUUCUGGGUCACUAUAACCCACUAGCCUGGAACACGUCAAUGUCCCCCUCACCUGGAGUGGGCACCGUCGAUCAGUAUGAGAUUGGAGACAUCAGUGGGAAGUUUGGGUUGCUCACUAACCAAAAUAACUUUGAUGCCAUCUACAAUGACCCCAACAUGCCACUAACUGGACCCUAUAGCAUUGUGGGAAGAUCUGUGGUUGUUCACUACAACAAUGGAUCAAGAUUGAGAUGUGCAAACAUCUUAGCAGAAAGAAACACCGAUGGACAAUGGACCAUCGCCAAGGCUGUUUUCAGUGGUGCAGUGAUGGGGACAGUCAGACUGCUUCAGCAAAUGUUUCCUGAUGGAAGCAGAGGUGAUGUUACAUUGGAGACGGAUCUCAGUUCUGCAAAUCCAAAUAUAAUCACUGCCUCUUUGUUCAUUGCAACUGGCCGGGCAGAUGUCAGCAACUUAUGCAACCGAGUGGGAAGCACAUUCAACCCUUUUAACAUGACAUCAUCGAGCUCUAGCUGCUCAUUGGUAAACCAGUUGGGUUGUGUGAUGGGGGAUGUAUCAGCCAGACAAGGCAACGUCAGCCUGGUUGGGAGGGAGCUCUACACUGACUCAGUCAUUCAGCUUUCUGGAGACAACACAGUUGUCUACAGAUCUCUUGUGCUGAGGAGUGGAGGCAGCAUCCUUGCGUGUGCAGACAUCCUCCCAGAGUCUCAGUCAGCAACACAGACCUUUCCCAAUGUUAAUGCUUUUAGCCGAUAUGAUUUCCGUAACAGGGUUGCAAGUGUUUUGGGGGCAGACAUAGCAAGAGUCACCAUCUUGCCAGGCUCUCCCCUCUCUGCAUCCAACAGCCAGUGUCAGCAGGUCACCUACAUGAUUUCUGGGACCGUCAGCACAGAUCUGCUGAAUUCUGUCAAGACCAGCAACCAAAUGGGCCAGUUCAAAGAGUCUACUACAUGCACAAGACAUUCAGGGUCGUUGCUGAUGCUGGGAAGUCUCCCUCUUACCUUGAUGUUUGCUGUUGCCUGUCUGCUGCAGACUUUGCUGUAGUUACAGUGAGAGUGACUGUGCCACUCUGCAUCACCAUCAUCGGUGGAGAUAUGAGGAUCAUCUUGUAAUAAAACUGUGAAGACGGUCUAGUCAAAACUACUGUGAUUUUCAAUCAAAUGUUUUUUGUGCAAACUUAUGAGAAAAUGAGAUCUUCCAAUUUGACAUUUAACUUUUUUUAAUAAUUGAUUUGGAACAUAAAUAUGAUUUUCAGGUGAGUGUGUGUGUGUGUGUGUGUGUGUGUGUGUGUGUGUGUGUGUGUGUGAGAGAGAGAGAGAGAGAGAGAGAGAGAGAGAGAGAGAGAGAGAGAGAGAGAGAGAGAGAGAGAGAGAGAGAGAGAGAGAGAGAGAGAGAGAGAGAGAGAGAGAGAGAGAGAGAGAGAGAGAGAGAGAGAAUACUCUCAUUUGAGAUUACAGGCAAUUAUUUCUUUUACAUGUGGGCAAAAAAUGUAAUGAUUGUUUUUAAGGCCUGGGAGUUUUCUUUUCUUUUAAGGGUUGUCUAAAUUUUUAUUUGAAAUGAUGUAAAUAUCUGAAAAGUGGUGAAUAAAGGCAUGGAAAGGGUAUUUCUUCUUUUUCAAAUUGAAAAAGGAACAAAUAACUGAAUGGAACACAAAUGAAGAUGAUUCAGACAGGACAAUUAAAACUUUAUUUAUUCAACAGUGUUAGACAAAAGUGGGUAGAGUCAAAGAAAAAAUCCACCAGGUUAAUCUAACAAAUAUACUUUUUGAUUUACAUUAAAUGAAUGAGGGAAAGUUUGCACCCUCCAGUGGAAGAAUUUUGGAACUUCACUUUUUUUUUGUCUUGGCGGUACCGUAGCUGGGUUAAAGGGAGAAAAGGAAUUUACGUUUACAAAAUUACAAUAUUUACUCAGUAAAAAUGCUUCAUGUGAAUGAAUUAUUUCAAAAUAAAACUUGCAUUUUUGAGUUAGCAACAGGAAAACCCACUCUACAGUCUGUUUCUCUCAAUGUUUAGCUUUAAAAAAAGUGCAUUCAUGCAACAGAGGUUACACAUGGCUGGACAUAAUUGUUAUUUUUAGUCAAUGUGAAAACCUCAGCUAGGUAAAGAGCUAAGUUUUUUACUGACACAAAAUAAUUUUAAAAGGGAAAUUAGCACCGUCCUGUGGAAAUUAUUUCCUUAGUGUUUAGCUCAAAAGAAUUGAAUGUUUUCUAUGUAUAGACA
Messenger RNA from Nothobranchius furzeri (turquoise killifish), 5194 nucleotides. RefSeq names its product Copper-only SOD repeat protein (gene cusr). Gene Ontology annotation, biological process: superoxide metabolic process. The record is from RefSeq and is a predicted model, not a curated record. Lineage: Eukaryota; Metazoa; Chordata; Actinopteri; Cyprinodontiformes; Nothobranchiidae. Gene Ontology annotation, molecular function: metal ion binding.